Messenger RNA from Rana temporaria (common frog), 1922 nucleotides. RefSeq names its product nucleoporin 42 (gene NUP42). The record is from RefSeq and is a predicted model, not a curated record. Gene Ontology annotation, molecular function: metal ion binding; nuclear export signal receptor activity. Gene Ontology annotation, cellular component: nuclear envelope. Bases 100 to 1449 code for a protein of 449 amino acids. Lineage: Eukaryota; Metazoa; Chordata; Amphibia; Anura; Ranidae. The transcript has 12 exons.
CACAACGUCACUUCCUCCGCGCACAUGCAGUGUAAACUAAACAGUCCGGUAGUAAAGGCUCGGUUGAGGUGAUCGGUGGCAGAUAGCGGCACGGCCACGAUGGUCAUCUGUAACUUUUUCCUGCAGGGCCGGUGCCGGUAUGGAGAUCGAUGUUGGAACGAACAUCCUAGAGGAGGAGGAGGCGGACGGCAGGAGCAACAGAGCCGCUACCACCAGCAGCCCCCAGCUGGUUCCAGAACAUGGACAUCCCCCAACCAGAGAUAUGUACAGCCUUCUAAUGUUUCCAAGUCUACGACAUGGUCCAGGGAUAACAGCCAGACAUCAUAUGCACAGCAUUCUGAUUCCCAUGAUAAUAGAAGCAGACAUUACAAUUCCGGCUCCUCUGCAGGAUCCUUCUCUAAUCAAAAUCAAAAUCGGUAUUCUAAUCUGCCCUCCCAGGAUUUUUCCAAAGACACACACUCAGACAAGGAUGGAAGCCUCUUUGAGGAUAUAAAACGUGACUUGGAUGCCUGGGAAUCAUCUGGGCAAUGGAUUUUCUCUGCUUAUUGUGUCAGCAAGGAUACAAGUAAUGCAACAGGGUUUGCAGAUAUUUCACCAGAAGAAUUGCGCCUGGAAUUUUAUACAGCACGGGAUUCUGGAAAUAUGCAGAACUAUGUGAAUUCGGUGCAGCAACUUGCCACCCAGUGGAAACAGAGGGUACAUGCGAUUAAGAACGCAAAUAUUUCAGCUCAAACUGCACUGAUCAAUGAGCUCACCAAGCCUGCAGUUAGCUCAGCUCCAAUGUUUGGAGGACAACAAAACUCUAGCUUUCCCACUACAACUGGUUCUGGAACAUGGUCCAGGGAUAACAGACAGACAUCAUAUGCACAGCAUUCUGAUUCCGGCUCCUCUGCAGAAUCCUUCACUACUCAAAAUCAGUUUUCUACUAUGCCCUUCCAGGAUCAUUCCAGAGACACACAAUUGGACAAGGAUGAAAGCAUCUUUGAGGAUAUAAAACGUGACUUGGAUGCCUGGGAAUCUUCUGGGCAAUGGAUUUUCUCUGUUUAUUGCAUUAGCGAGGAUUCAAGCAAUGUAACAGGAUUUGCAGAUAUUUCACCUGAAGAAUUGCGCCUCGAAUGUUAUACAGCACGGGAGUCUGAGAAUAUACAGAACUAUGUGAUUUCAGUGCAACAACUUGCCACCCAGUGGAAACAGAGGGUACAUGCGAUUAAGAACACAAAUAUUUCAGCUCAAGCUGCACUGAUCAAUGAGCUCACCAAGCCUGCAGUUGGCUUUGAAGGACAAGAAAACUCUAGCUUUUCCACUACAAGUUCUUCCACCAGCAGUGCACCCCAGUCUGCCAGUAGUUUCAGCUUCAAGCCAGAUUCUCAGGCACCUAGUCCAUUUCCAGUUUUCCCACUGCUUCAGGAUUUGCCAACAAACCAGCAAUCAGUUUUAGCAAUGCAGUGACGGGAUCCGCAGCUUCAUUCGCUUUUGCAGUAACAACGGCUUCUGAUGGAGCAUCAUCUGGCUUCAACAACGCAAAGGCAGUUUCCUUCGCACCCACCUCCUCCUCAGGUGCUGGAGCAUCUGCUUUUACUGAGUUUGGGGCAGCCACAACUGCUCUGCCUGCAAGUUCAUCUUCUCCCGCCACAGGGGCCCUUAGAGGGACAACAGUGGCUACUGGUUUUGGGCAAAGUACCACAUCAGGCUUUGGAGGGACAACGGUGGCUUCUAAGUUUUGGGCAGAGUACGACAUCAGGCUUUGGAGAGACAACAGUGGCUCCUGGUUUUGGGCAGAGUACGACAUCAGGCUUUGGAGAGACAACAGUGGCUCCUGGUUUUGGGCAGAGUACGACAUCAGGCUUUGGAGGGACAACAGUGGCUCCUGGUUUUGGGCAGAGUACGACAUCAGGCUUUGGAGGGACAAAAGCGGCUUCUGU